Messenger RNA from Papilio polytes (common Mormon), 1626 nucleotides. RefSeq lists its product as uncharacterized. Gene Ontology annotation, molecular function: zinc ion binding. The record is from RefSeq and is a predicted model, not a curated record. The transcript is spliced from 7 exons. Bases 152 to 1153 code for a protein of 333 amino acids. NCBI's taxonomy places the organism in Eukaryota, Metazoa, Arthropoda, Insecta, Lepidoptera, Papilionidae.
AAACAUGAAAACGUGAUAAAAUCCUAUUCUGUUGACAAUAUUGUGCUUCAUAUUGUGAAUCUGUAUUCCUAUACUGUUUAUUUACAAAAUAUUGAGAUGUUUGUUAACAUUUAAAAGUGUUUUAAAUGGAAAAUAAAUCUAAAAGAUAAAUAUGGCAACACAAAAUCGCCCCUACCAAGGUUACCCGUAUGUAAAUCCCGUGGUCAUAGAUGUGCCUUCUAUAGACCCUACCACCGCGGGUAGAUGGACUAAUUUACCACGAAGACCUAUCGGAGGAUUGAAUGAUCGACCGGGGACCAGUAGUGAUGUGAAUGAAGUACGAGCCGAAGCAGAUACUAAAGAUUCUUCUGAAUCUAAUAGCAAUGGACCAGAAGAUAAUCCCGUGGUGUACAUUGAUGUACCGGAGAGUGGAGCCAGCAGUGUACUUGAGAGUCCCACAAACAGAAACGAAACAGAGGGAUCCUUUGUACAGGAUACGAUAUUAUACGAUCCCUUUAAGAACAGGAGGAUAGAACUGCGAGUGACGGGUGAUGAAAGUGAUGAUGAGAAUUCCAGACAACCAACUAGUUCAUCUAGAGGUGAACAGUCCUCCAGACCUCAACCACCCAAUACCCUACAAAUUUCAUCACCUGGCAGUAGCUCAGGUUAUACAUCAUCACCAACAUUUGGGUCAUCAACUAAUCCUAACCUACCAGGUCUAAUGUCUAAAGAAGCAGGGUACUACGGCCGGCAGACACCUGACGACAUGUUUCCUUUGGGACCUAUACCAGUGUCCGAGUUCCCGGAACCACCACCCGCAUAUACUGAAUUCGACCGAGUAAACCAAACUGAAAGUGUAACUGAAACAACGCCACCUAGGACGGAAGUUGUUACUAUAGUUACAGAUAACAGAACAACUGUACGACCGGGUUCAGAUAGAAAACUCCUUCAAUGCCCACAUUGCAAUCAAAGAGUGCAUUCUCUAGUUGUGAGAGAAGUCGGUGCUUUCACACACAUAUUGGCUAUAAUCUUCUCAUUGUUAUGUCUCAUUCCUAUCGUGAUUUUAAUAUAUUGCACGGAUAGUUGCAAAUACAAGAACCAUUAUUGCCCCAACUGUAACCAACUGAUCGGCUACGAGAUACCUAUUCUCUGUCAACAGAUGGCGUUUGUUUAAAUUAACAAGCGAAAAAUAAUCAAAGGAAACUUUGCCUACAUAAACUCUGUAUUACGUUAUAGUGCGACAAGACUAUAUUAUUCCGAAUCAAGACGUUUUGUAAACAAACAGCAACAGACAGAAUGGUUUAAAUUCUCAUCGGAAAAAACUUAAAACUGUGUGAUAAUUUUUUUAUAGCGUAAUUUGUAGUAACUCAUCAUACCUAUCAAUAUUACUUCACGAGUCAAGGAAUUAAAUUCGCUGCCCACUUAAAAUCGACACCAGUGUUAUUUAGCAUGUAACUUUGUAUGUUGUCAAAUCAACCUAAUAGCAUUGUUAGCUUUACAUACCGAAAUGGGUAGGAAUUUAAUGUCCUAGACUGUAAUAUGUCGUCAUAUAAUAAUUCUUAAGUUACCUGUUAAGUUUAAUUGGUCCUCCAGUCUUUCGUACUUUCAACGCUUGCUCCCAAAACUUCACAGCUUCUGGUAAUAUUG